GGGCGGAAGUGACGUUAGCGGAAGUCAGAUGCCGACUCCAGAUAUUGACUGAGGCAGAAGAAGGUGAGAGCGGAGAAGGAGGGAAGAGGUGUCGUCCCUUCCGGCCGCAUCUUGAUCAGCAAGAAGAGUGACUGGCGCUUAUCCCUGAGACGCAUACGAGUCAGACAUGCUGAGGAGCUUCGCCCGGCUGGCUAAGGGGCUCGCUCGCUGGGGGGCCCCCAGAUGUGGUCCCCCGGGAGCAGAAGCAGCGUCUCGAGGAGUCUUGCCUUCUUCCCAGAUGCCGUUGUGGAAAGCCGCAGCACUAUUCCACGAGUCUGAGCAUGCAAAGGACUAUGCCAUCCCCAACGCCAGCUGGACUCCAGAGAUGGUGAAUCAGUUCAACAGAUUCAUGGCGAUGGCGAAAGACGGAACGUGGAAAAGGCUGCCUUCUUAUAGGAAUGUUGCAGAUCACGUUCCAGUAAGGAUGAGGCAAGGGAACGAGCUAAAGGACAGAGCCAGCCGUCUCUUCCUCAGGAACCUCGACGAGGAAGGCAUGGGCUUUGAAUACGCGAUGUUUCUCAACCUGUCGGAGAAAAGGAUGGUGUCCAUGUUCCAGCUUGGUCCCUACCUCGAAGGGCCUCCAGGGUUUGUACACGGCGGCUGCAUUGCCACCAUCCUGGACAGCGUCCUUGGCACAUGUGCCAUCUUCGUCGCUGGCAGGGUGCUGACCGCAAACCUCACCAUAAACUACAAGAGCCCUAUCCCGCUGGGCUCCGUAGUCUUGGUGGAGAGCAAGCUGGACCGGAUAGAGGGCCGGAAAGUGUUUGUGACGGGGCAUGUGCAGAGUGUCGAUGGGCAGACGGUUCACGCAGAGGCCACAGCUCUCUUCAUCCAGUUCCAGUUAAAGGACUCCAUCCAGCAGCAAGCCUCUUCCAAAUAGCACGCCAGAGGAAGUCCAGUCUUUCCCCCCGAAAGCUGAUCAUCUUGAACAGGUCCAGUCCAAUGCCUAGCCUUAAGCACUUGAGCCUGGGGAGACUGACCUCUGCAAAAGCAUUUUGGCUCCUGAACCAACUCUGCGCACUUUGGCAAGCGUGCAUUUCCUCUUCCCACGUUUGACUGCAAAGUGCGUCCUGUCUUCUUGGCCAGUAUCUCCUCAACGUAGCCCUAGGGCUGUUCCUGCUACACAGAACUCUCAGAGCUGAACCGUGGCAGCUCUUUCAUAUACCAUUCUCCACGAUGCAGUAUUGAACUUUAAAGCAGUGUUUUCCGGCCUUUGUCAAGCUAAGCUCGCCUGCUAUCAACAAUGGGUUUCCGCUUCCUCUCUCGUUCACCUGUCUGCCUCCGAUUGCCAACAAACCUACUCAGCUUGUCCAGAAAACACAGCACCUCUUUCAGGAAGGAAUCUUGCCUCUCUACCUUGAGGGAAAUCAUCAUCCUCAAACCUUUUAUUGGCAUCACAUACAACAUCCAAACAAAUCAAUACAGAAUUACCACUUCCCCAGUGGCACAAAACAUUUGCUGAAAGAAAGGAGGCAGAGCAGUCUAUCGUCACA
Podarcis raffonei (Aeolian wall lizard) is the source of this 1532-nucleotide messenger RNA. Its product is annotated as acyl-coenzyme A thioesterase THEM4-like. Lineage: Eukaryota; Metazoa; Chordata; Lepidosauria; Squamata; Lacertidae. The transcript is spliced from 7 exons. The coding region runs from base 167 to 919 and encodes 250 amino acids. The record is from RefSeq and is a predicted model, not a curated record.